Messenger RNA from Hirundo rustica (Barn swallow), 1172 nucleotides. RefSeq names its product NADH:ubiquinone oxidoreductase complex assembly factor 5 (gene NDUFAF5). Bases 1 to 1026 code for a protein of 341 amino acids. Gene Ontology annotation, molecular function: S-adenosylmethionine-dependent methyltransferase activity. Gene Ontology annotation, cellular component: mitochondrion. The record is from RefSeq and is a predicted model, not a curated record. The transcript has 11 exons. Gene Ontology annotation, biological process: mitochondrial respiratory chain complex I assembly. Lineage: Eukaryota; Metazoa; Chordata; Aves; Passeriformes; Hirundinidae.
AUGAGGGGUCUGGCCCGGCCGGCGCUGAGGGCGCCGUGGUGCCGCCGGCUCUGGGCGCUGCCCGCCAGGGCCGCCGCCGCUUCGCCGUCUCCUCCCGCCGGAGCCUCGCCGGGCUCGGGCGCGCUGAACCCGUUCGACCGCCGGCUGAAGCGGAAGCAGAAGAACUGGGCGGCGCUGCAGGCCGAGCCCGCCAAGUGCGAUUACCUGCGGGAGGAGGUCGGCGGCAGGAUCGCGGACCGCGUGUUUGACAUCACCAGGACGUUUCCUCUCGCUUUGGAUGUCGGCUCUGGAAGAGGUUACAUAGCUCAGCACUUAACCAAGGAAACAGUUGAAAAGCUUGUUCAAGUUGAUAUCGCAGAGAAUGCUUUAAAAAAUGCUGUAGAGUCUGAAAUCCCAACGGUCAGGGUCGUUGCUGAUGAGGAAUUCCUUCCUUUCAAAGAAGAUACCUUUGAUCUUGUUGUCAGCAGCUUAAGUUUACAUUGGGUGAAUGACCUUCCUAAAGCUUUCAGAGAGAUCCACCAGGUGCUGAAGCCGGACGGGGUGUUCAUCGGGGCCAUGUUUGGGGGGGACACUCUGUACGAGCUGCGCUGCUCCCUGCAGCUGGCCGAGCUGGAGAGGGAGGGCGGCUUCUCCCCUCACGUGUCGCCCUUCACUGCCGUCGCCGAUCUGGGACGUCUGCUCUCCAGGGCUGGCUUCAACACGCUCACCGUGGAUACUGAUGAAAUCCAGGUGAACUACCCAGGGUUAUUUGAGGUUAUGGAAGACUUACAAGGUAUGGGGGAGAGUAAUUGCUCUUGGAAUAGAAAACCUCUGCUACACAGGGAGACAAUGCUGGCAGCUGCUGCAAUAUACCAAGAAAUGUAUGGAAACAGCGAUGGCUCGGUACCUGCCACGUUUCAGAUCUACUAUAUGAUUGGCUGGAAAUACCAUGAGUCACAGGCAAAACCAGCCCAGCGAGGUUCUGCAACAGUUUCAUUUGGAGAUCUGGCAAAAAUAGAAGGACUUCUUAAAAGAGAAAAAAAAUAGUUGUUCAUCAGAAAUAGUAAUUGUCUUGGAACUUCUAUAAAAGCUUUAAUUGCAGACAGUCUUCACUUGUGUUUAUUUAGUGAUGACAUCCUGAAAUGAUAAUAAAGUACGCAUAGUAGAGGUUUUUAUACUGUGCCACAGCAUCA